This is a messenger RNA of Meloidogyne enterolobii, 991 nucleotides long. Lineage: Eukaryota; Metazoa; Nematoda; Chromadorea; Rhabditida; Meloidogynidae. The record is from the annotation of a GenBank genome assembly.
AUGUCGAUAUCAACAAAAUAUUUCCAAUUAAUUAUUAAUUCUAGGCAAUUUAAAUACUCUUUGAAUUUCAAUAUAUUUUCUUUCUCUGCAUUUUCAACUGAUUCAACAUGUAAAUUAAUCGACCAAAUACAAAAAGCUUCUUAUGGAGGGCAAGUUUACUUAAAAAAUGGAUUGCCUUUUAUUGAUAUUCCUUUGCCUUCACGUAAAGAAAAUUGUCAUUUUAUUUUGAGGCCUUUUGGGGACACCGUUGGUUCAUUAUCGGAGUCAUUAUCGAAUGAGGAUAGCGGAAUUGAAGUUAUCGCUUUUUAUACUUGUGAAGGACUAAGAAUAUCAAAAUGUACACGUAUUCAUCAUUUACUUACAUUUCCAACAUUAUAUCUUCGAAUUAAUGAUUCUUUUUACAAAUUUGAUGUGGAUACUUCUUUUUAUAUUUCUAGUUUAGAUAAAGCUGAAUCAUUUAAUGACAUAAAAUCAAAGAUUUCUACUCUCUACACGGUAUUUGAUGUAGAAGAAUAUAAAAUCAAAAAAGAAAGUAUUCUUUUAAAUAAUUUAGAAAAUGUUGAACGAAAAUUGAGGCCACUUAUAAUUAUAAGGAAGAAUAUCGAAAAAGAAUGUGAAAAACAUGCAAAACGAAUUUUUUGGUCAGGCUUCUCUGCUAUUUGUUUUCAAGUUGGGGUUUUUGCAAGGCUAACUUGGUGGGAAUAUAGUUGGGAUAUUAUGGAGCCAAUUACUUAUUUUUCAACUUUUUCGAGUGUUGUAAUUGCACUUGCCUAUUAUUUGGUUACAAAACAGAAUUUUGAAUAUUCUUCGGCUAAUGUACGGAUUUUCAAUAAAGAUUUUUAUAGGCGAGCACGAAAAUACAGGUAAAAAUAAAAUGAAGAUUUUAAAGAAAGUUUUUAGUUUUGAUGUGGCAGAAUUUAAUGAUUUAAUAAAAAUAAAGGAUGGAUUGAAUUGUGAAUUACAAAGAAUAAAAAAUAAUGAAAUUAUAAGA